ACCGAAUUUUUUUUGUAGCAGCAACGGUCGAGCAGAGCAUUAUCGCCGAAAAUCAACAACCCUCACAUUGAUUGCUCGCCCGUGCUUCUCAACGGGCCUCUCAAGAAGCCAGAGGAACGCUGGACCAGCGUUCCAUAUACGAUCACCAUGUCGGCCCACAGCGCAAAGAGACGAAAGCUCAGUCCAUCCGAUAGCGAUGAAUCGGACUCCGGCGACAACAAAAAUAGCCUCUCGAACGGUCGCAAGGCACAGCACAAUGGCCCCUCUACGUCGUCGCAUGCGGGUGUAAAACGGGUACAGAAGGAUCGUUCAGCUGAGCUGGCUCUGUCCAGCGGGCUAUACAAGUCCAAUGUCUUCAAACUGCAAAUGGACGAUCUGCUUGCCGAUCUCAGACUUGACUAUGACAGAGAGGUGUCGCGGAUGCAGGAAACACUCUCCAAGAUCAAGAAGAUCAUCGAAGAGAUCCCGGAACGCCCCGCGAAGUCUGUGAAGGAAGCUGAGAAAGAGAUCAGAAGCUCCCAUGGCGUCGUCGUUCCAUUUCCCGAACCUCGUCCGGGGAAAGAGACCAAAUAUACGAUGGCAUAUGCGAAGCCUGCCAAUAUCAAUGUGGUAGGCAGCUUUGCCCUCCGAACCGGAGUGAAGACGGCAAACCCGUACACUAUCGAUCUCGCAGUUACAAUGCCCGAUGAGCUUUUUCAAGAAAAGGACUAUGUGAACUACAGAUAUUUCCACAAGAGGGCUUAUUAUGUGGCGUGCAUUGCAGCAGGGCUUCAAUCCGCUAAGGGUUUGGAUUUGUCUGUGAAGUUCGAGUAUCAGGAUGGAGAUAGUCUGCGUCCUGUAAUCGUUCUGGAACAUCCUCACAAGGCGACCAACCAGGCUGUUGCCCCGACGCCGCGCAUCCGAAUUAUAACUGCAAUCAACCAGACAGUCUUUCCGAUCUCGAAGACUCUGCCAGCUAAAAAUAAUAUACGGAAAGGGGAUACUAAUCGCGAGUCGAACGAGAGCUCUGGAGAGCCUACACCGUACUAUAAUGCGGCCCUCCGUUCCGAAGCUACGGUGACGCCGUACCUGAAAUAUCUGCAUGCGGCUAUUCAAAAAAGUGACUCGUUCAGAGAUGCCUGUAUUCUCGGGCACACUUGGCUUCGACAGAGAGGUUUCGGUCCAUCCCCUCAAGCAGGUGGUUUGGGAACGUUUGAAUGGGCUGUGAUCGUCGCUAUACUGAUGGAGAGCGGCGGACCCAACGGGAAACCCGUCCUACUGCCAUCGUACAGUAGCUACCAGAUCUUCAAGGCAAUGAUGCAGUUCUUCUCCAACAGGGACUUGACACAGCCCAUCAUACUGUCCGCUGCUCCUAUGUCCAUACCUUCGGAAGGCCCUGUGAUUUACGACGGUAAUAGAGGGCUCAAUAUUCUUUACAAGAUGACACCCUGGUCCUAUAACCUGCUCCGUCACGAAGCCCGUCUCACUCUGGCAAUGUUGAAUGAGUCACGCUACGACAACUUUGGUAAUGUCUUUAUCGUCAAAGUACACGAGCCCAUGCUCAGAUUCGACCGUGUCCUGUCUCUUCCAUUGCCACCGAAGACAAGUGGAAUCCUCGCGUCCCUCCAGUAUCAAUCGCUUCUCUUCCAGGUCCUGUCCAGAGCGCUCGGUGACAGAGCAAAUCUCAUAGCUCUGUCCAGCAGGGAUUCGGAACCAUGGGCUAUUGGCUCUUCCCCAAAGAACAACUCCAAGAAGGUUGUCCAGGUUGGACUCCUGCUUGAGUCUAAAAAUGCCAAUAGAGUGAUCGACCAAGGUCCCUCCGCUGAACAAAAGGACGAAGCUGCAUCAUUCCAGGCAUUCUGGGGAGAAAAGUCCGAGCUAAGACGUUUCAAAGACGGCAGCAUUGUCGAGACUUUGGUGUGGUCAGACCACCCAUCAGCACCGUCCAUUGUUCAUCAGAUAUUGGCCUACAUUCUGCAGCGUCACUUUGGAAUAUCUGAAGAAUCCCUCACCUAUAUUGGGGAUGAGUACGACAGGAUACUUGACAAUUGGGGAGGCAGUCUCACGUCUUCAAGCAAACUGUUCCAACUUGUUCUCGAUGCUUUCAAUUCUCUUGAACGAUCUCUCAGGGAUAUGGUAGAUGUUCCGCUCACGAUAAAACAACUCUUACCAGCCAGUCCUCUACUUCGUCAUACAGCGCUGGAAAUGAGACCUGAUGGUGGCGCGAACAGUGGAGUUGUCGAUGUUGUUCUACAGUUCGAAAGCUCUACACGCUGGCCCGAUGACCUCGCCGCUACUCAGAUGACAAAGCUCGCUUUCCUUGUGAAAAUAGGCGAUUACCUGGAGUCUUCUGGGGAGGCCACCUCAUGCCGGACAGGCUUGGAAAAUGAAUCCACCAAGCUCCUCAACAACGGAUUCCUCGAUAUCGUCCACAAGUCUCACGUCACUUUCCGUCUUCGCAUCCACCAUGAUCGCGAACAAGCACUGCUUGAGGGUCAACUGAAAAAUAAGACUCUUUCUGCCCGCGUCAAGGAGGAAACUGCAGAUGCACUAGCUGCAUACAAGCGGUUAUUCAUCCAGGGCCCCCGACUCACACAAGCGCUCCAUACUCUUUGCACCCGAAUUCCUGCGCUUUCCCCUACCAUUCGCGUCAUGAAACAUUGGUUCAGCUCUCACCUGCUCGUCCCUCACAUAAACGAGGAAUUCAUCGAACUCCUGACCACACGGGCCUUCCUCCACCCGUAUCCGUGGGAGACGCCCUCAAGCGUCAUGGCCGGAUUUCUACGAACGCUUCAUUUCCUUUCUCGAUGGAACUGGAAACAGGAACCGCUUAUCGUGGAUGUGAACGAAUCCCUUACCGCGGAAACCUUGGAAUCUAUCAGAACUCGAUUCGCUGCUUGGAGGAAGGUCGACCCUGCGAUGAACUCGGUCGUCUUCUUUGCAGCUUCCGAUAUCGAUCGCGAUGGUAUAACCUGGACGCAGUACGAAAUGCCCUCGAAAGUCGUCGCGGCGCGCAUAUCAGCCCUUGCAAAGGCCGCAGUGACGUUAAUCAGGGAAAAGGGGUCAGAUCUCGAUGUGACUGAGCUGUUUCGUCCAUCCCUUGCACCGUAUGAUUUCGUUGUGGAGCUCGAUCCCAAACGUGCCGCCAACGACCGGUCCGGCGGCUUGGUUAAGUUCAAGAAUCUGCAGGAGCUUGGCAACAGUGAGAGUCAUAAGUCGUCGGCGGCCAUUAUGUCUUUCGUGCAAGAGAUCCGGGCAUCUUUCGGGAAUAAUAUGCUGUUGUUUCACGGCGAUGGCCAUUGCCGCCGUAUAGCGGGCCUUUGGAAUCCGCAGAUGAAGAAACCGAGAGGCUUGGCAUUGAAGCUGGCAUAUUCGACAAUGCCAGAUAAGUCAAACGAUGAUGAUCCUGAAGGCAAUGUGACGAUUAACACUUCUGGCAUUUUGAACGAGAUUGCCAGGCUUGGCGAGGGUUUGGUACGGACGAUCUAUGUUCAAAACGGUGGUGCAUAGACGGUGAUUAUU
This is a messenger RNA of Paecilomyces variotii, 3501 nucleotides long. Its product is annotated as pre-rRNA processing protein Utp22. Gene Ontology annotation, biological process: rRNA processing; tRNA export from nucleus. Lineage: Eukaryota; Fungi; Ascomycota; Eurotiomycetes; Eurotiales; Thermoascaceae. The record is from RefSeq and is a predicted model, not a curated record. Gene Ontology annotation, cellular component: small-subunit processome; UTP-C complex; CURI complex. The transcript has a single exon. Bases 148 to 3489 code for a protein of 1113 amino acids.